UUUCCAAUCUUCUUCCGAAAAAAGCCCAUCACAAGGCACAUCCGCCGCCUUCUUUCAAACUCCAUCACCUGCGCCCCUACUCCGUCUGGAAAUUCUCCGCCCAUCACAAGGCACAUCCUAGUGAGCUCUCUCUGCCUGGAAAUUCCAUUCCCCAGCUCUGCUUUCGUCUGCUGUGCGAUAGACGGUUAACUUUACGCUCGUGAAGUGUCCUACCUACAAGCAUGGGGAAGAAGAGGCAGAAGAUAGUCCUCCCACCGGAGCUUCCCCGGGAAGUUCCGGAUGAAGAAGUCCAAGUAUCAGAUGAUGACUUCGAUUUCGUUGAUCAAAAUCGAGAUUAUGCCAGUUUGUUGAAGAAUCUGGACACUAAAUCUAUUACAAAGUACAACUUCUCGUAGCCUCUUCCUUUCACAGUGAUAUUUGAGGCUUGUUUGUAACGGAAAAUCUAUCUUAUAUAGCAUAUUCGUCUGAUAACUAGAUUGUUUUGGCUCAGUUUCUCAGUUUCUUGGGUCAAUAAUUGAAAUUUGGAGUUUGAUAUGAGUUUGUGUCCUAGUGAGCUCUCUAUAUGCUACAGUUCCAUGUAGAAUCAGCGGGAUUAAAUGCAUAUUUUAAGACGGGUCAGCCGGAUUUUCGUUUUUUACCAUUUGUUAUCGAGUUCUUCCACUGGAAGUCUAUUUCCUAUUAUUGCUAACACAGUAAUACUUGUUUUGCUUCAUAAUGUUGUUAAUCCUAUUCAUUCUGCUUGAUAAGACAUGUUACUCGCAUCGCUGAUGUCAAAGAGGAUGCAGUUGAAGCUUUAUAUGAACGGAGAUCAAGGAAACGAUCACAUAUUGAAGAAAAGGAGAAGGAUACCAUUGAAGUAGAUCCUGUGGAUGCACUUCCCGUGAAGACAUUAGAUGGAAAACUUUAUUACAGGACAUUGUCAAGGGAACCAAAGAAAGUAGAAAGCAAACAGGACAGUGAACCUGCUGGUGGUGAUGAAGAUGUGGGUGGAAACAUAGUGAAACUGAGCAAGGCAGAGAAACGUGCAAAGUUUAAGAAAACAAAAAAAGAGGCAAAGAAACAAGCAAAGGAAGGAGUUGACCUGGAGCAACUGAAUCAAGCACCUCAAGCUGAAGUGUUGGAUGAGGUCAGGAAGGAGUUGAUAGUUGAAGAGGACAAUGAGAAGAAGAAGUAUAAGCUUGCUGAGCUAGGUACAGCCUUGCUUACUGAUCCAGAAGCAAACAUCAAAUCUCUCAAGGAGAUUAUGCAAAUUUCUAAAGACGGAGAUCAUGAGAUAGUCAUACUUGGUCUCAAAUCUUUGCUAGCUGUUUUCAGAGACAUCAUUCCUGGCUACCGCAUUAGACUGCCAACCGAAAAAGAGCAGGAAAUGAGAGUGUCAAAAAUUGUUAAGAAAAUGCGAUUUUAUGAAUCAACCCUCUUGUCUUCAUAUAAGGCAUACCUGCAGAAGCUGAUUGCACUAGAAAAGAACGAUGUCUACAAACGUGUGGCUAUGCGCUGCAUUUGCAUGCUGCUUGAGGCAGUUCCUCACUUCAAUUUUAGGGAUAGUCUGGUGACUGCAGUUGUAAGAAACAUAAGCUCUCAGGAUGACAUUGUAAGAAAACUUUGUUGUGGAGCUGUAAAGUCACUUUUUACCAAUGAGGGGAAACAUGGUGGUGAGGCUACCGUAGAGGCUGUUCAGUUGAUUGCAAACCUUGUUAAAGUUCACGAUUGUCAGUUGCAUCCUGAUUCUAUAGAGGUUUUAUUGUCCUUAUAUUUUGAUGAAGACCUUGGGAAGCCUGAAACGUCAGAAGCAGAUAAUAAGAUGAGCAAUAAAAAAUACAGGACAAAGAAGUUUAGGGAGUCGUAUCAUGCCUCAGAGAAUGAGAAGAAGAAAGCUAGAAAAGAGAUGAUGUCAAAGACAAGAGAGGAGAUUAAUGCAGAACUAAAAGCUGCAUCAUUUGCCAAAGAUGUGGCGGAGCGGAGAAGGAUGCAAUCUGAGACACUAUCAGCUGUAUUCGAAAUAUUUUUCCGUGUCCUGAAGCAUGCUGCUAUACAGUUUAGGUCUGCAACUAGUUCUUCUCCUGCUGCAUCGUUGAGUCAUCCUCUGCUUGCACCUUGUCUUAAAGGAAUCGGAAAAUUCUCUCAUUUGCUUGACGUGAUGUAUAUGUCUGAUCUCCUGAAGUAUCUGAGAAAACUCGCCGGGGGUGGUGUCAAUGUCAACAGUUCUUCUGAAAGUGAUUCAACAAAUUUGACAGUAACUGAAAGGCUGCAAUGUUGCAUUGUUGCUUUUAAAGUCAUGAGAAGAAAUCUAGAUGCCCUGAAUGUAGAUCUUCAAGAGUUCUUUGUCCAACUAUAUAAUAUCAUACUCGAGUAUAGGCCUGGAAGGGAUCAGGGAGAAGUGUUAGCCGAAGCAUUAAAGAUCAUGCUGUGUGAUGAGAGGCAGCAUGAUAUGCAAAGGGCUGCAGCUUUUAUAAAACGCCUAGCGACUUUUGCCUUGUGCUUUGGUUCUGCAGAGUCCAUGGCAGCACUGGUUACCUUAAAGCAUUUGCUCCAGAAGAAUGUAAAGUGCCGGAACUUGUUAGAAAAUGAUGCCGGUGGUGGUUCGGUUUCAGGUGCCAUUGCGAGAUAUCACCCUUAUGCAACAGACCCAAACCUCAGCGGGGCACUUUCAUCAGUCCUUUGGGAGCUGAAUCUCUUAACGAAGCAUUACCAUCCAUCUGUGUCCACAAUGGCAUCUGGCGUUUCAGCCAUGAACACGGCAAACAACCAGAUUCUUCAUUCCAACACUUCUCCUCAGCAGGCAUUUAUGGAACUAUCACUCGAAAAGGAAUCCUUCAUCCCGAGGAGUGACAAUAAGAUGCCAAAGUUUAAGCGGAAACAGGGCCCCACCUCUUUUGGAACAGGGUUAACUAACGUUGAUUUGACGGUUCAGGUGGAUAUGGAUGUGGUUAGGAAGAAGUUAACUAAACAUUUUCUCGAAAUCCGUGACAUUGCAGAAAACAAACGGCUAAGGGCUGAAUUGGACAACACAACAUCAUCACUAGAGCUCUAUGAACAGUUUCGUAUACAGAAGAAAAGGAAACCGUAAUUUGAAUUUCAUUUUUCUGCAGGAAUUAAUAUUUUUGCCCUGUUUUGUUAUUGUUGUUGACUUCGUUAAUGCUCUUGUAUUAUUUUUCUUUGAACAAUCUACACUUUGUUUUGUGAUCUUCAAAUUGCAUCUGAUUGGAAUCGAUAACUUAGAGCUCAAUAUAGGCCUACUAGAGAAAAUCCACUUUUGAUACAUGAUGUUGUUUUGUAAUCAUAUAGGGGUGUCCUCAACACGGAUUUUAAAGGAUUGUAAAUCUCAUGGAUUUUAAUAGAUUUCCGG
Cuscuta epithymum is the source of this 3346-nucleotide messenger RNA. The record is from the annotation of a GenBank genome assembly. NCBI's taxonomy places the organism in Eukaryota, Viridiplantae, Streptophyta, Magnoliopsida, Solanales, Convolvulaceae.